Molecule: messenger RNA, 1287 nt
Organism: Encephalitozoon intestinalis ATCC 50506
Lineage: Eukaryota; Fungi; Microsporidia; Unikaryonidae
Product: pyruvate kinase
Exons: 1
Coding region: 1-1287 (428 amino acids)
Biological process (GO): glycolytic process
Cellular component (GO): cytoplasm
Molecular function (GO): potassium ion binding; pyruvate kinase activity; magnesium ion binding
Source: RefSeq, a predicted model, not a curated record
AUGAAGGCUUCAUUGACAAAAAUAGUAUGUACCAUUGGGCCUUCUUCGUCCUCAAAGGAGAAGAUCAAAGACCUGAUUGAUGCGGGUAUGUCUGUUGCGAGACUCAACUUCAGCCAUGGAUCAAGAGAAGAGCAUCUGGAGGUUAUUAGGAACAUAAAGGAUGCCAUCUGUAGCUUGGGGAGGUAUGUUUCAAUAGCAUUAGAUACAAGGGGUCCUGAGAUAAGGAUUAGGACACCAGGAGAUAAGAAUAUCGAGGUUAAUGGAGGAGACAUUCUCCGAUUUUCAUCGGUCUCCUCUGGAAAGAGCAUAUGGAUACCUUGGAUUGACUUUAGGUCCUUGGGAAUGGGGGAUAGGAUAUCGGUCGAUGAUGGAAGAAUAGAUCUAAAAGUAGUCGAUGUAGAAGAAGAUGGAUUUGGAUGCGAGGUGCUGAGCAGUGGGAUAAUCAGGAGCAACAAGUCCAUGAACUUUCCUAACAUAGAUGUAGGGAUUAAGUUUUUGAGUGAUGAAGACAGGAGUGACAUUGUUUUUGGUCUGGAGAAUGGAAUAGACAUGAUUUUUGCGUCUUUUGUGAAUUCCAAGAAGGAUGUUGAGGAGAUAAGAAAGGUUGUGGGGAAUAGGAUUCCUGUGGUUUCGAAGAUAGAGUCGUGCCUAGGAAUGAAGAAUCUGGAGGAAAUAGUCUUGUGCUCGGACGGGGUGAUGAUUGCAAGGGGGGAUCUUGGGGCAGAGGUUGGGCUGGUAGACACAUUUAGUGCGCAGAAGAAGAUACUCUUGGAGACCAAAAGAGGGAAGAAGCCUGCAAUCUGUGCAACACAGAUGAUGGAAAGUAUGACUUCCCGGGACACACCAAGCAGAGCGGAGAUUUCUGAUGUUGGAAAUGCAGUUCUGGAGGGAUGCGACUGUGUGAUGCUGAGCGGAGAGUCGGCUGUUGGGAUGUUUCCUAUUGAGACUGUCAAGUUUAUGAGGAACAUUUGUAUUAAGGCAGAGACGUAUUAUCAAGAAACCAAGAAGGACUUAGGAUUUCACAAAAUGUUUCCUUACGUAAAAGGAAUUGUAGUUUGUACAGAUUCUAUGGAGGAUGUUGAGCGACUCUAUCUAGGUAGGCCAGGUGUUCCAAUUAUCUUAAUUUCCGAAGACAAAUGGAUUCUCAGACGGUUUAGCAUUUGGCGAGGAGUUUUUCCCAUGGACAUAAAGCCACCAACGGAUGUGGAUGACGUCCUGCGGGGGCUGGGAUUGAAAGGGACAUUUCUGGUUGCUUGUAAAGAGGAGAUGAAGACGAUAAAUGUUUGA